Cadophora gregata is the source of this 912-nucleotide messenger RNA. RefSeq lists its product as uncharacterized. The record is from RefSeq and is a predicted model, not a curated record. The transcript is spliced from 2 exons. Lineage: Eukaryota; Fungi; Ascomycota; Leotiomycetes; Helotiales; Ploettnerulaceae. Bases 1 to 720 code for a protein of 239 amino acids.
AUGAGUGACAAUAUCGAGGCCGGUAGCGCUGCUCUUGCGCUCUUCCGUCUCGAGCUCGCCGAUCCUGAUCAAGACCUCUCCAUCCAAGAUGUUCUGGCUUCCCUAUCAUUCCCUCAAUUCUCCGACCUACCUCUCGAACUCCGCUUGACGAUAUACCGCUGUAUGUUCCCAAAAGCGCGUCGACUCGUCUUCUAUUUGCAGAAAAACCCUCCUGUAGAGAUGAUCUAUGUGGCGCCUCGGCCUCCCGUCACAUCCAAAGUCAACAAAGAAGCACGCGAAGAGACCUUGAAAGCAUACCACGCGGUGAAAGUCGCUCGCGGACUUUCUAGAUCAGCAUCACAGACCAUUCUGUGGAGUUCUGAGGUGGACAUUUUGCAGUGCGAUGUGCACAUAAUGAUUUACGACUUCAUACCCCGUCAUUUCGCGUGGCACGAAGCUCAAUGGACAGCAUUUGCCAAUUCAGUCAAGAACAUCGAACUAAUUUGCUUGAGGCCUGAACAUCCGAGGUCUUAUGCCAUUGUCUCUGAAAUGGUCGAUUCCGAUACUCUCAGAGAUUUCAGCAAUAUCCAACAAAUCACCUUACGAAGUCCUGACACCAACUGCUUAGCUAUGCAUGUUUGGUGUGAUCAGUUUGUUCAGUCUUUUUCUGCUUUCAGGGCAUCGAAAGUCAAGGAGAAUUCCCAUGUCUGCGACCCUAUCAUUACGAUCUGGAAGCAUUAAAUGGCGAAGGAGGUAUAGGAAAUGUAUCUUGAGAGCUGUUGUGGUAUGGGAAUGUGCUCCCACGGUCGUCUGGUCAGGCACACUGGCUGCAAUUGAAUUUCAUCGUGGUUGCUAAGGAUUGUUCUCGCGGCGUGGAGCUAUUUGCUACUGUACACAUUCCUGUAAUAUCAAAUUUGAAAAGAGAAAUGGAGG